GCAUCAGGGUCUAGUGGAAAAACAUCUGUUUCUAAAAGCUCAGCUACAGGGUUGAGCGGAUCUGUCGCAACAGGGCAAACGUCAAAUGAUUUAUCAGAAAAAGACCAAACAGAAGAUGAUAUUUACGGCACAGGAGACAAUUUGACGACAUCGCAGUAUUCGGACUCCGCUACUCCCCAACCUAGUGCAGGAAUUGCUAAAUGGAAAAGAAAAUUUAAAAAUAGUUCCACUCGUGCUGGAUACGAGGACACUGAAAACAAUAAAGGCCAAUCAAUGGCUGGCAUUGGAAGAAGGGAAACUCGGCGAGAAGAAUCACAAACAGCUACAAAUCCUAACGACUGGCUAUCUGUGUUACGCUACUCUGCUGCCGGUGACUUAUCACCACGAAAAAAGGUAACUUUCACUAACAACUACUAUGAUUCAGUAAGAAAGCGACAAAAAUCUAAAAGUAAUUUCAAAAGAAUUGCUAAUCGGUUGUUUUCGUUCCUCCCGUUGAAAAAGCAGCGUCUGGCUGAAGGAAACCAGUCUUGCAUUGAUCUCCCCUCUGUUUAUGAAAGUAGGGAGAUGUUCUAUAAUGAAAACGACGAUGAUCCGCUGUGUGGGACUUACUGGGGGCAAUCCAACAGUUCUAACUCUUUACCGAAAUACAUCGACAAGGAUUCAAUGAAUGAAAUGUACGCUGUACAGAAAUCGUUGUCGCUUAUGAGCAAUAGGUUUCAUUAUUCUUUUCCAAGAAAUUUAGAAGACGACCAACUGUACAUGUCAAGCAUAAAUAUAAAGCCUUCAGAAAAAUGUGGACCGACUCGAAAUCGGUCAAAAGUUUUGCCCGUUUGGCAAAGUACCGGAAGAACAAAAGUUACAAUUGGUCGACCUCGUUUAGCAAUAGAAACCUCUUCGUCAGAUCCGUCCAAGACGACUCCAUUAAUCCGAACUGGACCCCAGUCGGGUGUACCAUCUACCAGCAUUGACGGCUACGACACUGUAGCUGGAGACGACAGUCUUUCAAAUAACGGAAUGUCUGUGGCAGAAGGAUCCUCUGUUAGCAAAACAGAAACAGAGGAAAAUACAACUGAGACUGAGAACACCAGUACCGAAAGUUCUGAUAAUGGUAUCAUGGCUGAAAACAGCAACGUUUCGAUGUGGUCGGGAACCGAUUUAAGUGGUUCGACUGCAAAUAGUAAAACUGAAAGCAAAGACAGCAGCAAAAAUAGCGAACAUAUAUACGACAAAACAAAUGACACAGAUUCACAAACUUCCACUACAGUGGACAGCAGCACACAUCUUGUAAACAAUGUUCGAAAUCAUCAGGCCAUUUCGAAAACAUCAGCUGCAAAACCCGGUCCGAACAAAUCAAUGACCAAAGUUUCAUCUCACUUGAAUGUCAAACCAAGAUUUAGUCUUACGGCUCCUAAGGAACUUGCGGGUUUCCCUGGAUCUAUUUUAGUUCUACCCACUAAAGUAGAGCAGAAAGUAACCAAAUCUAAAGACGACAAAGAGAGCAGCAAUUCUCAGUUCUUCACAGCAGCAUCGUCAUCUGUUCCCCGCAUUACAAAGUUCUUUGGCUCAUGGCAAUCUCUGAAAGAUGCAAAGCGACCUCGGCCCGUUGGGCUUGAGCGCGAUCAUUCGACCAGCUUUAAGCUUUCAAAAGUGUACGGCCAAAACGUAAUGACCUCAAGCAAGCCAAGUCUCGGGUCCAGUCAGUCCUUAUACACAAUAUCCACAUCGGACGAGCUUGAUCUGUAUGGGGAUAAGAAACCUAAAAGAAACAGAUUUCCAAAGGGGCUUUUGAAGUCAGGUGCUAUGGACUACUCGUCUACCAAUGUAUCCCAGGUUACUACGUGGUGGGACGAAACCAGCACUGGGGUUACAAGGCAGGAGAGCUGUGAGGAAAAUAUGCGACCACGACUUGAUAAAGACGAUGAUGAAAUACGUGCUCGAGGUACAGAGUUAGAGGUUGAUCGGAACACCAAUGCGACGUUGUUGUAUCUUCGUGGAGAUGGGUUACUUCUUCGGUCAAUGCAGGUAAACGACCGAGAUAAAGUAGGCAACUACAGAAGUCAACAGGACGGGAGGUUACGGUUCGGUAAAGGAAAAGUGGACCCAUCUUUACAAGUUAUUAAGUGCAUGGAUUCCGAUCAUAACAAAUUGACCAUGAAAAGCAGCAAAACUAAUCUUCAGAGGCACAACCGACGCAUGUGCGACGAUCCUCGUUGUGCAAACGAAAAGUGCUCAAGCUCGACUUUAAAUUUAAAAGAUCCAGAAUGUCCUGCUGGUUAUCCAUGUAGAGAAAUAACACCAGAAGACACUAUAACACUGAAAGAUGUAAACGAUUUGAUGAAAAAAAAUAAGAAAAAUAGCAAUUUGUAUAAACCCGAUGCAGGCGUGCCGGAUGACUUCUGUACAAGGUGCCCACAGCAUGAACAGAGAUUCUAUCCUUAUUUUCCGAACUUGUUUGAAAAGAGGGGACUCGAACCGUUUGCUGAGCGUCUGGUUAAUAUGGCAAUGGUCGAGGGCAAGGAAACUUUUAAACAUUAUUUCCCGCUUUACACUGAACAAGAUUUGGACGAAUUUAACGACAAGUUUUGGUUCAACGCAUUGCAACACGGGGUUGCCCGUUACCUCACCGAAGAGUCCAUCAAUUCUUCGUGGUUUGAUUUGCAGGCUGAACGUCAUUUUGACCACAUUCUUAGAGGGGAAAUAAGAGAGAGGGUUGAUGCGGCCAUUGCCGACGAAUACGCAAUAAAUUGCAUCUCGGCUGGUCGUAGAGUCAUGAUUGUACAGGACUAUAUUACAAAGAACACACCACCGAAAGACAGUCUUUCUGAAACUGGAAGUGUCGCAUCUCGUAUCCCUCUACCUGACGCUCAUGAUAACAGCAAGUUUAUAACAUUUGCAACAACAGUGCCGGACGAUGAGGAAGAACAAGCAAACAAGCCAGGUCACUACUUUGUAAAGCGGGACGGAGCAGACGAGGCUCAAAUGCUUGUUCCCACCCACCUACCUUCGAAGAUUAAAGCCCUAAAAAUUGUGCACCGGGUCACCGAAAGGGGCAUUGAAAGGUAUCUAAAUCCUCCAAGCGUUUAUGGAACUGCGUCAGAUUCCUCGUUCGGUAGAUUAAAUGAAAUUGAGAGCAUUCAAUCUAGCGUUGGUUUAAAAAGAAGCGAGUACACAAACAUGACGCUUAAAGGUAUAGACAAAAAACCUUUAAAUAUUUCGAUAGGUGAGACGGUUAAUGUUGACUCAGAUGUGCAAUGUUUGCUGAGCGAUAUUAUUGCUGCUGUUGUUCUGUCAGAUGAGCUACAGUUGAACGCGUUCACCUCCAAACCUGGAGCUCAGUUGGCGUACGGUCUUGCACAAACAUUUUCCAACAGGUCGAUGCCAAGUAGUUCUAUAGGCGACAUGAUGAUUGCUGAGUCUUAUAAUGAUGAACCAUAUCUCACUGAAGAGGAUGGCGCAAAAAUAACGAUUUACAAAAUGGUGUGCGCGAUUUCUAUCUCAGAAGAACUGAGAUCAAAAAACUUUACAAUUCCUUUGAGUCCGAUAAUAAAGGAAGACUCUGAUAAUAGCAGUCACCACUCGGAGAGCAGCGGAGGAGGAAGCCCCAAACUUUCUUCUGAGGACAUACAAGCACAAACUAGCAAGGAGUCUAACAUUUCUGUAAAGAGUGCGUCUUCCAAAAACUCCAACAAUACCUCCCAUGGCAGUCAAACAAGCAGGAACUCGGAAAGUGGGAUGAGUAAUAAAGAUUCUUCAGGGAGUUUAAACAGGUCAGGUUCAAUGACGGAAACUUCGUCUAAAUCAACUAUCAGUCAACAAAACUCAACAGCGUCUGUAUCAACUCUUCGUCAACAAGAUUCAAGAUCUUCUAAAUUAUCACUUCGUCAACAAAAUUCAACAACGUCUAAAUCAACUCUUCGUCAACGAGAUUCAGCAGGGUCUGUAUCAACACUGCAUGAACAAGGUUCUGCAACGUCUAAACUAUCUCUCAGUCAACAAGGUUCAACAACUUCUAAAUCAACACUCCAUCAACAAGACUCUGCAACAUCCACUGCUACGGAAAACUCGGUUAAAACAGGUAGCGCAUCAUCCGGCUCUACACUAGCCAGUGCGUCUCAAGAAUCGAAUGCUUCUACAGUAAACUCUUCAGCUAAUUCAAAGACCGAUGCUGGUUCUGCUACAAGUGACGGUGGAGAUAAUAGUGGCGAAGAAGAGCAAGAUGAAACACCUGCUGUUUCCACUCGUGUUCCUAGCUCAGCAAAUCUUGGUUUAUUUAAAAGUAUUUUAAAAAACGACGAAGAUCUUGAAAUGCUACUUGCUGACGUCAACCCGAGGCCAAUGAAACAACGCAUUAAAAAGUCGUUAAAAAAGUUGUUUAGGUUGAUUGUUUCGGGAAAGAAAAACGUAAACAGCAGUUCCUCAAAACCCACUGUGACAUUUGAUGAGGAAAACCAAACCUCCACCAAAUUAAAGUCGUUGCCACUUUAUGAAGAUAAGACAAAAGAAGAAAUGCAAUCUAGACUUGACCACAACGGUGACGAGGCGUGCUGUAGUGGUCUGAACGUUCCUAAUACUAAGUGGGAAUCAUCAUCGUCUGACUCGUCUCUAAGCAUAGACAAGAAGCCUCCUAGCUUCUUUAAAAACCACAAUGACAAGUUUUAUCCCGGGCCAUCAGCUGGUGUUUUAGACUCUGAUAGUUCUGUGAAUUCACCAAAGAAAGUGUUCGGCCGUCUUCCCACUGCUAUGGUGCAGAAGUUCGGUACCAUGGCUAAGCAUUUGGUUAGAAGCGAAGAUCGUUCACACCGACAGAGCACUGCACCUUUCCCAUCUGCUGCUCGAAGCGACGAUGAACUGACAGAAAGUGAUUAUGUCAUUUUCGGAAUGGAUCCCCCUGCGAAUAAUGUUGCUGAAACAUCUCAAAGCGAUUUGCCUUCACAUGUCAGUGCCCUUGAUGAAGUCCUUAUGGCAUACGACACAGAUAAUUACAGUGUACAGUAUAGUGAAGCCAGUUUUUCUGGUGAUGAUUCCAACGUGUAUGAAAGAGGUGCCGAGAUUUUAGAAAAACUCGUUAACCAAGCUUCGUUGUCAUCCCAGGACAACAUAAGUAAAGCUACACCAAACAACAUACUGACCGCUGAAUACGAAUUGGAAGGUUGUAAUGAAGAUUAUGAAAGGUUAUCUCUAUCAGGUGACAAAAACCAAUCAACACUUGUUGGUAUUGAAGAAAACAGCCUGUCUGAGAAUUAUGAAGUUUUACCAUCUAAUCAUUCUUAUGAAUCUGUCCCAUCAGGAAUAGAAGCAAGGAAAGAAAAAUCUCUUCAUCCAUCUGGUUUGCCCGUUAGAAACAACAGCGAAACAGAUUCGGAAUCCGUUUAUUCAAUCGAAUUUCCUGAAAUUCAAAGGGUUGACACGAACCCUAUAUCGUUGGGGGAAAGCGAGUCAGCCAUGUCAAUGCGAACGUACUGCGUGGUUGGUAAGGAAUGGGAUAAGAUGCAAAGCUCGAAUAGCUUGGAGCAAAUUUCCGAAGAAAGGGAUAAGUGUCGAACUUCCACUUCGUACGAAUCGCCUCGAGUCACCAUCGGGUAUCGUCCUGAUACAAGGGAUAUUCCAGAGGCGCAAACGGUCGAUUCAAUAUUCACUCCAAGCAUUACGAUCGGAAAGCGGAUACAACGGAAACUGAUGGAGCGGGGUGCAGCUAAGUCUCGACUGACUGACUCGAACAUAGACAAAGAAACGUCUAGCCAUUUAUUCGUGUAUGAAGGCGAGGAUUACAGUGAGAAUACGUGUGAGGCAAAUCGCGAAGAUGAACAAUUGACGGGGGAGGGCGUAUCUGAUUUCUUGCAGACUUAUUUAAGUAAAUCAUCAUUGCGGAGUGAAAUAAAUGGCCAAAUACGGGAAGGCAAUGAAAAGGUUACGUUUGUGGCAACGGCUUGUAACGCUGGUGUUAGCUACGGCGACAACGGUACCGAAGAUGGAAGAUCUCCACGACCACUGCGUGUGGUAUGGGAGCUGCCAGAGGAAUGCCUCGCAGAAUGCGCUUCCAUGAAGAAACCAUUUGAACUGGUGUUAAAGGGAACACCUCGUGAUGUGCAAUGCAAUGAUGCAGAAGCUUGGGAAAUUGCUCGCAAGCAUUUUGAACAGAAACCAGAUUCCCCCGACUCAGUAGUUGAGAAAACACCAACCCCAACUCCCGAACCGUCUUUGUCCGACCCCCCUGAACUUGAGCAUGUAAAUAACCCAUCCUCUUAUAUCGCAGAGACAUACGCACUAAAGGACCUGUUUAAGGAUUUAAACGUUGAAGUGGACAAUGUUGUGCAAGCUGUUGAAGAUACAGGCAGGGAUAUUAGCAUGAUACCAACACCAAGAGACCGCGCAUGCGCAGUAGCUACUUAUAAAGACGACAAGAACGGUACGGACGUCCAACCAUCAACAGAAGUUUUGGAGAAAAAGUUAGACGUUCUUCAAGACCUAAUUAAAGAUUAUAUCAGUCAAGUGAAGAACGGUCCGGUGCCGUUAGGUGUUGGUGACGCUAAACAAGCAGAAAACGAAGCUGCUUCUGGUUUGAAGACAUUUAAUUCACGCCUGGGAACCAGACAGCCAAUAACACGAAGCGGCGCAAGAAGAUCUUUCAGCGAAAAUGAUCGUUCGCUGUCAAAACAACUUGGUUUGUUUACCAGUGUUCGUCCAAGCAUGCGAGGUGUGAAACGACUACAAAGGUCGGGCGUGAAACAAUAUUCCUUUCCUGGUGAUUCGUCCUUCGCUUACAGAUCGCGUGUAAACCUGGAUAUUACCAGCGAAAGCUCUGAUUCAACUUAUAGAAAAGGGUCGUCUCAAUUUUUUAAGUAUGCUAGCUCAAAACGAAGCUCAAUUGUCAGAAACAGAUCACGUACGGACUCAGAUCUAAUCAAUCGGUUUGGUGUUUCGACAUCUAUCUCCAGUGAUUCUGAGUUUAAUUACUCGGAUCUUUGCAUUGAAAGCGGCGAAGGAGAAUUAGAGCAAGAAACUAAACUCCAUAAAAAGAAACGCUGGUACAAACUGCGUAAUAAGGUCCCGUUCUUGCGCAAAACAUUACAGCCUUCCACUGGAGUUUGCGAACCGAGUGCACGCCCCGGGCGCAAAGCAAAACGAGAAACAAGUGAUUUUAGAAGAGGUAGAAAGCCUACAUCUUGCAUACGAAAACGCUCCAAGAAACCACGCCACCGGUAUAGGGUCAGAUUCGAAAGAACUUGUUCGUGCUCGGAUAGUGAAAGCGUGUUAUCUUGCACACAAGUUAACCAGGAUACGAAGGACUUGCAUGAUAGUAAGGCUGGUAUGAAACCGCAAUCUUCAACUGCAUUUGCUAGAGAAAACAGUUCUAACAAUGGCAAUGAUCCUUUACGUGAUGAAGAAAUCCCGAUAGUUAAUAAUGUGGUGAAUUCUACACCUUUGUAUAAGGAAUACAAAGAUAGCGAAGUAAAUCAAGACGCUGACAACAAAAUUCCUUCACCGGAAGAAAGCUUACUUGAUGAUGAGGAGGACCUUUAUCGGAGAUUUCCACUAUUUUCACCGACCGCAUCAUCAGGUGCAACAGCCAAAUGUAUUGCGAGUCCUAUUGAACCGACAAAGCAGUUUUCCUGUCGCAAUCUAAUUCACGGUGGUAUAACUGUCGUACCAAGAUCGCCAUCGUACAUAUCGGCACACUUGAGAACGAAUCAGCCAAACGAGUCAGUUCAGUUGACAGUGCCUUUACUGCGAGAAUACUUUGAGGACUUGAAAUCGGAAAAUUUAUCCGGCGUUGGUGGGGGGAACACUGUCACUGGAGAGGCAACAACGUCGACAGAAAUAUCUCAAAAAGCUUCGGAAAUUUCGAACGACAGCGACAGUAUGUCACUUGAUCAAAAUCCACGAACUGUUAAACUUUCGGGGGAAAAUACACUAGCGCCGCAUCCUUCUUCGGGAAAAACAAUUAUCCUCGUUCAUAGAGGAAUGGACCCCCCUCCUAAGUCUUCUGAGGAGUCGGUUACGGAAGAGCCUGCUAGGAAAAAAAGGGAGGAUGUUGCAAAGACGGAUCGGCGGGAGUCUCGGGUCAGGGAACAGCCACAUACCUCCUUUGAGCCAAACACACAGAAGACUUCGAGUAGAUAUGAAGAGCAUUUUAAAGAAGAAAGGCGUAAAAGUGUCAAGCCAGAAGACAGGCGUAAAAGUGUCGUGCCAGAAGACAGGCGUAAAAGUGUUGUGCCAGAAGACAGGCGUAAAAGUGUCAUGCCGGAAGACAGGCGUAAAAGUGUCGUAACAGAAGAAAAACGACUAAGCAUCAUGCCAUUCGAGUUAAAACUCGACGAGCCCCAACACGUUUACCACGAAUACGAAAUGCCUGAAAACAUCCAAAAAGUGCCUUUUGUACCAAAGGUGGCAGAGCGAAGAUAUAAGGAUGAUAACAGGCGGACGCCAUCAGUACCCAUGGUUGAUGACGUUACUGUGAGAAGACAAAACUGUUGCACGCUUGAACAGGCACACACUUCUACAAGAAGAGCAAAGGCACACAACGACGCACAGAGCGCUUACGACUUUAUCGAAGGUUUGCCCAUUUCUCCCCAAGCAACGCCGCGUUGUCGACGGCGAAACAUAAAAAGUGGUUUUAGGCCGAUUCCCAAAAAGACACCGAUUAGGUCCAUUCCUUUUGAUGGGUCUGAGGAAGAUUCCAGCGACUCUUUACCAACGAAAUCUAAUUUCCGUCACACUCAAGAUACACAUCGCCCCACUCUUCAUAAAAAUUGUCACUCCGUAAGCAUAGGUGGGUCAUCUCUCACUUCCCGUAAUGCCGUACACAGACUUCGUGGCUGGAGACGGCUUGACAGUUCAUGCCAAAAUCGUGCCCAGCCAGGGCGACGGAAAAGAGCGAUUUCCGAGCAGUCUGCAGUCGGGUGUAAUGCAAUGCAAAGGCAUGCAGAAGACGAGCGACAUUUAUCAGCGAGAAGCAGAGCAACUAGCGAAGAACCCGCUCAUAGAAUGGGAAGACGCACCGAGUUCUGUCCUCACAAAUUAACACAGGGCUGCCAGGCCAACCACGAGCGUGAACUAACACAAGACACCUCAUGGAUUGAUUCCAUAAAUUUUCUCCGCGGGAUUCCAGAACAGCAAGGAAUUCUACAUACGCGGCACAACCCUGUACAAAAAACUUUAACUUUUAAAGAAGCCAACGGAUCGAUCCGGAAGGCAGGUUGUUCCUCCAGUUGUCCUACAACCCUCGCAUCGAGAUCAACUACAGUAAAAGUUGGUCGUUCCAGUUGCAACGAAUGUUGUGAAGGCUGUUGCAACGAAACAGAAUGGCGAACGAAUCCACACGAACAGAGGGCUGGCAAGUCACCAUCACGACUUCGACAGGAAUGGCUAACCGAGCUUGGGUCAGAAAACAAGAAAAGAGACGCCAGGAGAAAGUCUUGGACGAGAUGGAGUUUUACGCUGCGGAGGCUGAAAAAGUUCUACAUAUCAAUCGUCGUAGCCGUGGAAGACUGCAUGGGAUGAACAGGGAGGCGAAGUCUUCAUGGAAAAAGGAGACAAAACCGGAUAACUCGAAUAAUGAAGUUCCCACUGCAGUUUCCUCAAUUUCGGUAGAAAAAGGGACAAAACUUGACCGAGUUUUAAGCGAUAAAACAAAUUGUGAUUUGCCCUUGUUUAACGCGCCCCGUUGUACGAAGAAGAAACGAGGUAAAAGGAAGACACAGCGUACGCCAUCAUCAGCGAAUGUUUUAUUUUUUAAUGACACCUUCGUUAGCUGAUAUACGUCAAAUGGUUACAUUAUUUCGUAUAAAUUUAAAUAGCUAAACAUUUUACAAUAUAAAUAAACUUCGCUUGCAAAUAU
This is a messenger RNA of Ciona intestinalis (vase tunicate), 9838 nucleotides long. The record is from RefSeq and is a predicted model, not a curated record. Lineage: Eukaryota; Metazoa; Chordata; Ascidiacea; Phlebobranchia; Cionidae.